AUGUGCAGUAUCACCCCAUGCUCAUAUCUAGAUGCAUUAUCGGAACUUGGAAAAAAAAAGGAUUAUGAACAUGGUUUUGAUUUCUCUGUUGAAUUAAAUGAAGAUGGUAGCCUUCCAGAUUUUCCAAAUACUUUAGAUCAUUAA
Molecule: messenger RNA, 144 nt
Organism: Dictyostelium discoideum AX4
Lineage: Eukaryota; Evosea; Eumycetozoa; Dictyosteliales; Dictyosteliaceae
Exons: 1
Coding region: 1-144 (47 amino acids)
Source: RefSeq, a predicted model, not a curated record